Penaeus vannamei (Pacific white shrimp) is the source of this 1320-nucleotide messenger RNA. Lineage: Eukaryota; Metazoa; Arthropoda; Malacostraca; Decapoda; Penaeidae. The record is from RefSeq and is a predicted model, not a curated record.
AUGCCUCCUCCACUGCCAGCAUUGACUGCCAGCGCCUCACCUACGGCAUCGUCUCAUCCACUGCUGCCGUCACCUCAUCCACUUCCACCUUUCAUCUCAUCCAUAGUCAACUCUGCCCUCAUCCACUGCCAGUUUUGCCUCAUCUGCCUACCAACACUGCCUCAUCCACUGUCAGCACUGACUCCUCCACUGGAUCAUCCACUACCAAUUAUUUCGCCCGCUGCCUGCACUACCUCAUCCACUGCCAGCAUUGCCUCAUCCAAUAGGCCUACCAACAUUGCCUCAUCCAAUAGGCCUUCCAACAUUGCCUCAUCCAAUAAGCCUACCAACAUUGCCUCAUCCAACAGGCCUACCAACAUUGCCUCAUCCAAUAGGCCUACCAACAUUGCCUCAUUAACAUUGCUCAUCCCUACCAACAUUGGCCUACCAACCUCAUCCAAUAGGGGUGCCUCAUCCAAUAGGCAACAUUGCUCAUCAAUAGGCCUACCAACACUCAUCCAACAGGCCUACAACAUUGUCUCAUCCAAUAGGCCUACCACAUUGCCUCAUCCAAUAGGCAACAUUGCCUCAUCCAAUAGGCCUACCAACAUUCCUACAUUGGGCAAUAGGCCUACCAACAUUGCCUCAUCCAAUAGGCCUACCAACAUUGCCUCAUCCAACAGGCCUACCAACAUUGCCUCAUCCAAUAGGCCUACCAACAUUGCCUCAUCCAACAGGCCUACCAACAUUGCCUCAUCCAAUAGGCCUACCAACAUUGCCUCAUCCAAUAGGCCUACCAACAUUGCCUCAUCCAAUAGGCCUACCAACAUUGCCUCAUCCAAUAGGCCUACCAACAUUGCCUCUACCAACAUUGCCUCAUCCAAUAGGCUACCAACAUUGCCUCCAAUAGGCCUACCAACAUUGCCUCAUCCAAUAGCUACCAACACUGCCUCACCAGAUGCCUCAUCCACUGACAGCAUUGCCUCAUCCAAUAGGCCUACCAACACUGCCUCAUCCAAUAAGUCUACCAACAUUGCCUCAUCCACUGCCAGCAUUACUAUAUCCACUACCUCCCUAUUGCCUCAUCUGAUUCAUGCAUUGUCAUCCACAGCCAUCAUCGCCUCAUCCAUUAGCGACAUCACCUCAUCCACUCCAAUCAUCCACCUUCUUCUCAGUCACCAACCUUCAUCAGCCGAGACCGAAGACGGUGCCAGAAUACCGAACGAAGGCGCAUAUUCAAGGAGCAGUCAGAGCAGGAGGUCAAAGGUCACGCGACGUCUUGCAUCGGCUAAGGAAAUUCUGCUAAAUAUUCUGAGCAGCGAAGGUCCACGUGUUGCAUGA